Molecule: messenger RNA, 1947 nt
Organism: Lentinula edodes (shiitake mushroom)
Lineage: Eukaryota; Fungi; Basidiomycota; Agaricomycetes; Agaricales; Omphalotaceae
Exons: 6
Coding region: 1-1947 (648 amino acids)
Cellular component (GO): cytosol; nucleus
Molecular function (GO): cysteine-type endopeptidase activity; cysteine-type deubiquitinase activity
Source: RefSeq, a predicted model, not a curated record
AUGCUAGCGUCCCCGCUAUAUCCAUCCGCUCAGCCGAAUCCGUUUCCUUCAUCGGAAGACAACCGGCAAUACCGUCCUUCAAAGGACAUAGAAGCCUUCAACAGUCUUUUGCCCCCACCUAUCGAGUUUGUGGAGGGUUCGUCGUCAGACGCGCUAGCUGUGGCUGAAGGUAAAUACGAGCCCAUCAAUGUUACACCGAAGCGCAGUACACAGACAGAGCGGAGCGAGAGCCAUGAAAAGGAUAAUUCCGAAGAAGACUCCUCGUCCGCCGCUGCAUCUCAAUCUACCCCUACCCCGAAAACGAAUCCCAAAAUGCGCCCACUGUAUGCGGGCGACAUCGACCUUUCAUGGCCGCAGGGUGCUCGGUUGGGCUCUGGCCUCUACAAUACAGGGAAUACAUGCUUUUUAAACAGCUCCAUACAAUGCCUGGUGCACACUCCGCCACUUUUAAAUCUUCUUGUAAAGCAUAAACCUAACGAAUGUCCAUCUAAGAACUUCUGCAUGACGUGCUCCCUUCGAACCGUCGCAAUACAAUCCCAUAAAUCCAAUUCCGCAUUUUCGCCAAAUCAGAUAACUGGGAAGCUGCAAGUUAUCGCUAAACACAUGCGGAGAGGUAGACAGGAGGAUUCACAUGAAUUCCUUCGAUACGCUAUAGAUGCCUUGCAAAAAUCUUGCCUGGCAGGACAGCCCCCGAAAAUUGACCAUAAACUCGCUGAGACGACGUGGGUGCACAAGCUUUUCGGAGGCAAGCUACGCUCCCGCGUAGCUUGUGGGAGUUGUGGUCACAACAGUGACACAUUCGAUAGUAUACUGGACUUGAGUCUCGACAUACACCACUCGCAGCAUCUGAGAGAUGCUCUCCGCAAGUUUGUGGCACCGGAUCAUUUGAAGGGUGCGGACAAGUACAAAUGUGAAAAAUGUAAAAAACACGUUAAUGCUACUAAACAAUUCACUAUUCAAGAAGCCCCUGUCGUUUUGACUGUCCACCUGAAGCGGUUUUCGCCCACAGGCUCGAAAAUAGGGCACAUGGUGUCCUAUGACGAGCAGCUCUCUUUAGCCCCGUAUAUGAGCGAAGGACAAUAUGGGCCGAACUACUCCCUGUAUGGUGUGAUUUGCCACGCUGGAGGGGGUCCGCAUUCAGGACACUACUACGCCUACGUCAAAAGCAGGGAUAACCGAUGGCACGAAAUGAACGACGAAUCAGUCACGACGGCGUCCACACCGACUCGCAAUAAAAAUAGUUAUAUCUUGUUCUACAUCAAGAACAAAGGCGAGAAGCUCGAGUCUGCCGUCAAAGCCAACACACCGUUGACUAAUGGUUCUGCGAUUCAAUUCACACCGACACAGGUGAAGAAGCCCGGUAUCGCGGCACAGAUGCAGAAGAAGAGACCAAGAGAAGGCGAAAAUGGGGAGGGAGUUGAAGAUCAAGGUGUCAAAGUGAACCCGCCGUUCAUUGGGCCCGUACUUCCGUCACAGGAGAGCGUUGGGGAAGGUAGUAGUCCUUCUCAGGCGAAACGACCCAAACUCGACUCUGAGGAUCCUCAGGCUAGCGUUAUCAAGCGGAAGAUUGACUCUGCUAAAGCCGCUAACGGUAAAGCGCCUCUGCCAGGUUUGGCGGACUACGGAUCGGAUAACGAGGAGGAGGAGGUCGGUGAGAAGACAGAGGCACCGGAGGAGACCAGCCCGAAGGUGAUAGACCGGCCAGAAUCAUCACCCCCACGUCGACCACCCACGCCCGCUGCUGCUCUCCCGAGAUUCUCGGGCCCCAUACCGACCAGUAGCUUCUAUGCUACUCCGAAGGCAAAACAAAAACCAACACACGGCGGGGGCAGUGGUCCCAGCCCAGCGAACCGUAAAACGUCUUUCCUCGAUAGGAAAAAUAAUUACAAUCCUUAUGCAUUUGGCAAAAAGAACAAGAGGUUUGGUUCGAGGCCUAGAGCGAUAUGA